AUGGCAGGAAUUUUUGGCACAGAGAAGGCAUUUGAUCAGGCUUGCACCGAUAACCUCAGGAAGAAUGCUUCCAAUGCAGCUCUCAAGAUCUUGGCUUUCUAUGGUAUGGUCAUCAUCUGCAACCUCUUUCACCAUCUCCUCAGGCCCUGGUCUCAACCUCACAUCACAUCCGACAUCGUCAUAGGACUUGUCACAGGAAACAUUGGGCCGAUCAAGAAAUGGCUCGUUACGGUGCCUGACGCGUUGAAUUCCAUUAUCUACUUCGGGAUGAUUUGUUACAUGUUCGUUCUCGGCCUGGAAAUGGACCCUUACGUCCUCUUCAGAUGGCCAACACGAGCCGCCAAAGUUGCCUACGCUGGAAUGAUAUCGACCUUCAUAUUAGCGAGCACCAUCACUCCCUUCCUCCGUUUCUUCACGUCCCCGAGCAUAAUGCGGACUCUUUCCCUGUCCGCAGCUCUCUGCGGGACCGCCUCCCCGGUGCUCACCCGGAUAAUCACGAGCCAGAAGAUCGGGAAAUCUGACAUUGGGCAGCUCGUGAUUGCCGCAGGGAUGCACUCAGAUUUCGUCUCGACCCUUGUGAUCUCCGUGGGCUAUGUUGCCUUCAAUGAGUCCUCAGGCGGGUCCGAGUCAGCUCGAAUCAAGAAUGCCGUAACUCAGGGGGUCGCACUGUUCAUCCAGUCAGUGAUCACAGCUUUGGUAUCGCCAUUUUUCCUGAACUGGGUCAAUAAUGAGAACCCGGAAGGGAAGCCCCUGAAGGGCUCGCACCUCGUCCUUUCAGUGGCUUUCAUGGUUCUCGUCUGCAGCUGCUCGACCAUAUCGGGUUACAGCCCCAUCCUUAGCGCGUUCAUGGCAGGCAUCUUCUUGCCACGGGAAGGAAGGGUAUCGAAAUGGGCGCUCGGGAAGAUAAACUAUCUCUUGUCCACUAUUUUCUACCCGAUAUUCUUCUUCUGGAUGGGGUACCAGGCCAACUUUGGAGAAUUCGAGCCAGGGCAUUUGCUGACUUGGGUAAGGUUACUGGUGCUCCUAGUGAUAGCAACAGCAGGCAAAGUUGCGGGAAUAUUAAUUUCCGGCGCAAUCCUCGGGUUCCAUUGGCCUGAAUCUAUUAUGAUAGGGUUGCUUCUCACCGUCAAGGGCCACUUCCAUAUAUUCUUGGCUGUUAUCGCAAAGCUGACUGGAAAAGCCUCAACCUCUGGGAGCAUCGCGAUAAUCAUCAUAACCUUCUUGACGGCUCUUCAAGCCCCUUUUGUCGUGUCGAACAUUAUAGAGCGAGCAAGGAAGCGAUCACCCACUCACAGGAUGGCACUUCAGUGGCUUGACCCAAUGAACGAGCUCAGGAUGCUCCUGUGUGUCCAUGGGCCCCAAAAUGUAGCUUCCACCAUUAACUUCAUGGAGAUUUCCAGAGGAACGGCUGAUCCUGGCAUCGUGGUCUACGUCACGGAUAUGGUCGAGCUGACAGACCAGAUAGCGGCCACGAUGGUGCAGGGUGACGCUGACAAUGCCACCAUAACUGACAAGGCCGUGACAGAGAUGAGGGACCAGAUAACUUCCGCGGUCCAAGCUUAUGCUAACGAGAAUGGUGAUGGGAUCACUCUCAGAAGGACGCUAGCUCUCUCUUCCUUCAGCAUGAUGCCCCGAGAUAUCAGCAAUUUGGCAGAGGAUUUGUUAAUUUCCCUGAUCGUAUUGCCGUUUCAUAAGACCCAGCAACCGGAUGGAACAUUCGAUGGGGGCCAUCCCGGCUUCAGGUUCGUGAAUCGUAAGGUCCUUAGGCAUGCCCCGUGCUCCGUGGGAAUUCUCGUAGAUCGAGGGUUCGGGAUGAUGAAAAAGUCGUCAGGAUCGUACCUGACCCUUAACGUGGCUGUGAUCUUCAUUGGUGGCAAAGAUGAUCGAGAGGCCCUGGCUUAUGCCGGUAGAGUGGCGAGACAUCCUGGGGUGAAGCUAACAGUCAUAAGGUUCCUAGUGGAGACCACCGUAGAGAAUUCCUCCAGGAGGACCAGCAACUUUCGGUACAGUCUCGCGGAGCAGGAACAGGAGAUGAAGCUCGAUGACGAGUGCUUUGCGAAUUUCUAUGAGAAAUACGUGGCCGGUGGGCCUGUGGCUUACGUGGAGAGGCAUCUCGCCAAUUCGGCGGAGACGUUUGCCACUCUCAAGUCCAUGGAGGGACAGUACUCAUUGAUCAUCGUGGGUAGGGGCGGGAGGGUGAAUUCCACGCUGACAUUUGGGAUGAAUGAUCUGGAGCAGUGCCCAGAGCUCGGUCCAAUAGGAGACGUCCUCUCGGGGACAGAUUUCUCGAUAACCACCUCGGUUUUGAUCAUACAGCAACCGAGCCUUAGAGGGGAGCUCGAUGGCCUAGACGAAGAUUUCUCCAUCAUGUAAAUAUCGUCCACUAUUAGACACUGUAGCUCAUAGCUCCCUGUAUCAUUAACAAGCUAGGAACGAGAUUAACAGCUUGUAGAGGGACUAGAAAGGUAGACAGAGUAGACAGAGAACUGAUACUCACAGGUAGGAGAAAGAACAGACUUUGAUAAAAGAUUAGACUAGUGAAACUAUAGAUGUAGAUCAGACGAUAUCGGACGGGGACCAUUUUCUGUUUGUAUCAAUAGAAUGCUGUCUAUUGUUUCAUUUCUCCGAGUUCCAACUACCAAGGACUGUUUAGAUCACAUGAUUCCAGAAGACAAUCAUCCAAAGUCGG
Molecule: messenger RNA, 2689 nt
Organism: Punica granatum (pomegranate)
Lineage: Eukaryota; Viridiplantae; Streptophyta; Magnoliopsida; Myrtales; Lythraceae
Source: RefSeq, a predicted model, not a curated record